AUGGGUUCUGCGGCUCUGUUGGACAGCUUACCUCCCGAUACUGGUGUGAAGAAGAACAAGAAUAAACCAAAAUCUGCGGCAAUUAAGCAGGUUGUUGCCGCUGGCCAAAAAGAAAGGAAGAGAAGUGUUUUUGAUAGUGAUGAUCAGAAGCCUGCUGGUUCUAGCAAAAGGCCAAAGCGAGCUGCUGCCUGUCUGGAUUUCAAGGAGAAAUCAGUCCAUAUAUCUGAAAAAUCCUCAGUUAUUGAAAUAAAACAGGACCAAUAUGCUGGGGAAGAGGCUGUAGCUAUACGACUUACUGCUGCACAAGAUGAUGGCCGACCAUGUCGUAGACUUACAGAUUUCAUCUUCCACAAUUCCGAGGGAGUACCACAGCCCUUUGAAGCGUUGGAAGUUGAUGAUGUUUUUAUCUCUGGCCUUUUAUUGCCUCUUGAAGAAAGUUCAGAAAAAGGAAAAAACAAUGGUGUCAGAUGUGAAGGCUUUGGUCGCAUAGAAGAAUGGGCAAUAUCUGGUUAUGAAGAUGGAUCUCCAGUGGUAUGGGUGUCAACUGAUAUUGCUGAUUAUGAUUGCUUCAAACCUUCUAGCAGUUACAAGAAGUUUUACGAUCAUUUCUUUGCCAAGGCUUUUGCAUGUAUUGAGGUUUACAAGAAACUGUCAAAAUCUUCUGGGGGGAAUCCUGACUCAACCCUUGAUGAGUUGCUUGCAGGAAUUGUCCGUGCAAUGAGUGGAAUGAAGUGCUUCUCUGGUGGUGCAUCUAUCAAGGAUUUUAUCCUAUCGCAGGGUGAGUUUAUUUAUAACCAACUUAUAGGUUUGGAUGAGACAACCAAACAGAAUGAUCAGUCAUUUGUUGAGCUACCUGUUCUUGCUGUCCUAAGAGAUGAGAGCAGCAAGCGUAGGGAUUCUGCACAAGAAAAUUUAGGAUCCUCAGGAAGGAAUUUAACAAUAGGUCCCAAAACAAGAGAUGAAGAAAAGAAAAAGAAAGAAAGUGGUUCAUUGUUUCCAUCAGAGGAAGAUGAUGUAAAACUGGCGAGACUGUUGCAAGAAGAAGAAUACUGGCAUUCAAUGAAGCAGAAGAAAACACAGGGCUCAGCCUCUUUGUCAAGCAAAUACUACAUAAAGAUCAAUGAGGACGAGAUUGCCAGUGACUAUCCUCUCCCUGCAUAUUACAAGACAUCUAACCAAGAAACAGAUGAGUAUAUAGUCUUUGACACCGAUAUUGAUACCUGUUACACUGAUGAAUUGCCUCGAAGCAUGCUUCAUAACUGGGCGCUAUACAACUCAGACUCUAGGUUGAUUUCCUUGGAACUUCUUCCAAUGAAACCGUGUGCUGACAUUGAUAUGACCAUAUUUGGGUCUGGGGUAAUGACUGCUGAUGAUGGAACUGGAUUCCAUUUUGACACCAAUGCUAAUCUUUCUUCCUCUAAUGGUUCUGUGCCACCUGAAGUUGAUGGGAUUCCUAUAUAUUUGAGUGCGAUAAAGGAAUGGAUGAUAGAAUUUGGGUCCUCAAUGGUCUUCAUAUCAAUACGUACGGAUAUGGCCUGGUACAGGCUUGGUAAGCCAACAAAGCAAUAUGCUCCAUGGUAUGAACCAGUUCUGAAAACAGCAAGACUUGCCAUUAGUAUCAUUACUUUGUUAAAAGAGCAGAGUCGAGUGGCACGGAUGUCUUUUGCGGAUGUCACAAAGAGAGUUUCCGAGUUUAAAAAGGAUCAUCCCGCUUACAUUUCAUCAAAUACAGAGGCAGUGGAGAGAUAUGUGGUUGUCCAUGGACAGAUAAUUCUGCAGCAGUUUUCAGAAUUUCCUGAUGAGAAGAUCAUAAAGUGUGCAUUUGUGAUUGGUCUAACCAAAAAAAUGGAAGAAAGGCAUCAUACUAAAUGGCUCGUGAAGAAGAAAAAGGUUGUCCACAGGAAUGAACUUAAUUUAAAUCCAAGAGCAGCAAUGGCAUCAGUGGUAUCCAAGAGGAAGGCAAUGCAGGCAUCUACAACAAGGCUAAUCAAUAGAAUUUGGGGAGAAUACUAUUCAAAUCAUGCGCCUGAAGAUUCAAAAGAGGGACUUAGUUGUGAUGCAAAGGAGGAAGACGAAGCUGAAGAUCAAGAUGAAAAUGAAGAGGAUGAUGCUGAGGAGGAGAAAUUAGUAUCUUCUUUGAAAACCCAUGCACCUCCCUCAGCAUCAAGACGAAUUAAACCAUGUUCUGUGAGCAAGGAAAUAAGAUGGGACGGGGAGUCUGUGGGUAAAACUUCUUCAGGAGAUGCUCUAUUUAAACAAGCCAUUGUUCAUGGAAAAGUAGUUGUGGUGGGAAGUGCUGUUUUGGUAGAAGGUGAUGAAUCAGAAGUACUUCCGACUAUCUAUUACGUGGAGUACAUGUUUGAAAAAUUGGAUGGAAGUAAAAUGUUUCAUGGAAGAAUGAUGCAACGAGGGUCGCAAACCAUCCUUGGAAAUACAGCUAAUGAGAGGGAGGUGUUUUUGACAAAUGAAUGCAUGAAUUUUGAACUGGAGGAUGUUAGUCAAACAGUUGUUGUGGAUUUAAGGUCAAUUCCCUGGGGACAUCAGCAUAGAAAAGCUAAUGCCAAUGCUGAUAAAAUUAAUAGAGCAAGAGCAGAAGACCAAAAGAAAAAAGGAUUGCAAAUUGAAUAUCAUUGUAGAAGUUUGUAUUGGCCAGAGAAAGGCGCUUUCUUUAGUAUUCGUCUUGAUACAAUGGGUGUUGGGUCAGGUUUCUGCCAUUCUUGCACAAUAAAGAAAGUUCAUAGUGAUAAGGAAAUUUUUAAGGUAAAUGCUUCUGAGACAGGUUUUGUAUACAAGGGCACUGAGUAUGUAGUUCAUGAUUUUGUUUAUGUGAGCCAUCAUUCCUUCAGUGCAGAAAGGUUGGAGAAUGAAACUUUUAAGGGUGGCAGAAAUGUGGGAUUGAAGGCAUAUGUGGUAUGUCAGCUGCUUGAAAUUGUUGUCCCCAAGGUACUUAAACAAACUACAGCAAAAUCUACCCAGGUUAAAGUCAGAAGAUUUUUUAGACCGGAGGUUAUUUCAGCUGAUAAGGCAUACAGUUCUGAUAUACGAGAGAUCUAUUAUAGUGAAGAAAUACAUAUUCUGUCUGUUGAGACACUUGAAGGGAGAUGUGAGGUCAGAAAGAAGCAUGAACUUCCAUCGCAUGAUGUCCCUGCACUUUAUGAACAUAUUUUCUUUUGUGAACAUUUAUAUGAACCUUCUAAAGGGUCUGUCAAGCAGUUGCCAUCUCACAUCAAGUUAAGGUACUCAACUGGGAAGGCGGAUGAUGCCACUUCUAGGAAGAAAAAGGGAAAAUGUAAAGAAGGUGAAAAUGAUGUUGAUGUGGAGAAAUUAAAGGCAGCUCGUUUGGCCACUCUAGAUAUUUUUGCUGGUUGUGGUGGCUUGUCUGAGGGUUUGCAGCAGUCAGGUGUCUCCAUUACUAAGUGGGCAAUUGAAUAUGAAGAGGCAGCUGGAGAUGCAUUUAAACUUAAUCACCCAGAGUCUUUGAUGUUUAUCAAUAACUGCAAUGUGAUUCUAAGGGCUGUCAUGGAGAAGUGUGGAGAUGCAGAGGACUGUAUAUCAACACCAGAGGCUGCUGAAUUAGCCACAAAACUUAGUGAGACGGAGGUUGAUAAUUUGCCAGUGCCAGGACAGGUGGAUUUUAUCAAUGGAGGGCCUCCAUGUCAGGGCUUCUCUGGAAUGAACAGGUUUAACCAAAGUACUUGGAGUAAAGUUCAGUGUGAGAUGAUUUUGGCAUUCUUAUCCUUUGCAGACUAUUAUCGACCUAAGUUCUUCCUCCUUGAGAAUGUGAGGAACUUUGUAUCUUUCAACCAUGGACAGACAUUUCGUUUAACUCUAGCUUCACUUUUGGAGAUGGGUUAUCAGGUGCGGUUUGGUAUCCUUGAAGCUGGAGCAUAUGGAGUUCCUCAGUCUAGGAAGCGAGCAUUCAUAUGGGCAGCAGCUCCAGAAGAGACACUCCCUGAAUGGCCAGAGCCAAUGCAUGUUUUUGCUGCACCGGAGCUGAAAGUUUCAUUGUCUGAAAAUCUGCAGUAUGCUGCUGUACGGAGUACUUCAACUGGAGCCCCAUUUCGUCCAAUCACUGUUAGAGAUACUAUUGGGGAUCUCCCAGCUGUGAGCAAUGGGGCAUCUAAGACAAGUUUAGAGUAUCAAAGUCACCCAAGCUCGUGGUUUCAAAGGAAAAUUCGAGGGGGCAUGGUGGUCUUAUCCGAUCACAUAUCAAAAGAAAUGAAUGAGCUCAAUCUGAUUCGUUGUCAGAGAAUUCCAAAGCGCCCAGGUGCUGACUGGCGUGACCUUCCUGAUGAAAAGGUUAAUUUGUUUACUGGGCAAGUGGUUGAUCUGAUACCGUGGUGUCUUCCGAAUACGGCCCAGAGGCAUAAUCAGUGGAAGGGGCUAUUUGGUAGGUUGGAUUGGGAGGGAAACUUUCCAACUUCCAUUACAGACCCGCAGCCAAUGGGUAAGGUGGGGAUGUGCUUUCACCCUGAGCAAGACAGGAUUGUUACAGUUCGUGAAUGUGCCCGUUCUCAAGGUUUCCCAGAUAGCUAUCAAUUUGCUGGUAACAUUCUACACAAGCACAGGCAGAUUGGUAAUGCUGUUCCUCCUCCUUUAGCGUAUGCACUGGGGAGGAAACUCAAGGAAGCGGUUGAGACUAAGAAGUCUUCUUAGCAAGUCUAGUCCUUUCUUUUGCCGGAAUUGCCAGGAGGACCAAUUUUAAAAGCUAGUAACAUUUGAGGAUGAUUUGAAGCGGACUUAUUUUAUUGUUCUCGGAAGCCAAAGAGUAAAAUAUGUAAAUAAGGCUUGUGAUUGUUUUCUUGGCAAUCACAACAUUUUGGAAAUUUGGAUAGGUGUUUGGUGUAUGAGGAUUCACAAUAUGUCAAUAUGGAUCAUAAAAUCUUACGAUCUUGUGAAAUGAUAUGGA
Molecule: messenger RNA, 4909 nt
Organism: Ilex paraguariensis (yerba mate)
Lineage: Eukaryota; Viridiplantae; Streptophyta; Magnoliopsida; Aquifoliales; Aquifoliaceae
Source: the annotation of a GenBank genome assembly